Molecule: messenger RNA, 1100 nt
Organism: Symbiodinium sp. CCMP2456
Lineage: Eukaryota; Dinophyceae; Suessiales; Symbiodiniaceae
Source: the annotation of a GenBank genome assembly
GUGGCGAUUCGAAGGUGGGUGCUCUGGCAACGCAGGCAGAGCUGGCGGCCGCCGAAAUGCGGAUUGGUCGUCAGCUUGCAAAUGAAGUUAUCGAGAUCAACAUGGAGUUAGAGGAGUUGCGGCAUGUCGUCGCAGACAAGGCAACGGUGGAAGGCUUGAAGACAGAGCAUUCCUCGCGCUUUUAUGAGUUGGACAACUCUGUGGCGGAACUGAGCAAAGGUCUCAAGGAGAUGUCGUCGGAGUUGCAGGCUUCUGUCGAGCAGUCGCGACAGACGUUCGCCACCCAAGCGGACCACCGUCAGUCAUGUGAGCAGCACGCACGAGCUGCUGCUGAGCUGGCAAAGCGUGCCGGCGAGGCAGCCACGUCCCUGCAGGCCCUGGAGGAGGCUCGGGUGCUGGUGGCGGAGUCCGUCGCCGCGUGCGAGGGGCGUGUGGGCCAGCUGGAGUGCAAUGGCCAGGUUCACGAGCAGUGCAUUGACGGCCUGCAAACGGACUUGGCCGGCCACGAGAAGCGUUGCUGGGAGGCUUUUGCUUCCAAGACAACGGUGCAGCAGGCCUUGUCAGUGGCCUCCGAAGCCCAUACGAAGCUGGAUUUUGCCAUGAUGGAUCGUGCCACCCUUCGCCGGACGAUGACGGAGGAGUUUGACAUGCUGAAGAAGACCAUCUUUCGCCAGCAGAAAGCCUUCCGGGACAUGGAUGAAGCCGUGGACUGUGUGAACGAACAUAAACAGCUGAUCAAGCGAUUUCGGGAAGAGCUACGCCAGCAGGAUAAGCGACUUGAGGAUUUCGCAAAACGUCUGGAUUUGCAAGACCGAAAUUUCCACCAAUUGGCUGCAGAGCAUCAGCACGACGUUGACCACUUGGAGGACGUUUGUGGAAGCCUGCAGCGAAGCUUCAAUGACCAAGUAUCACAAUGCCAGGCGACUGCCGAGUCAAUGAGCCAAUCCAGUACCAGGAUCUCCUUGGAUCAAAUGGACAAGAGCUUGGCUCUGAGGCAGUCGCUGGACAAGUUGCAUGAAGAUCACGAGCAUCUUAAAAAUGCGGUGCUUGGUGCAGACGUGGCUCCGGAGCAGGCAGAUGCUGUGACGCCGGCGGAGUGA